AUGGCAGAACAGGGGUGUUUGAUAGAGAUCGAGAGCGAUCCAGAGCUUGAUGCUCAAAUAAUACAAGAAUAUGCACCAACACGAUUAGUACCUGACCGGCGAUUAAAUAGGCCGCGAGACAGCUUAUCGAGGUUUGUUGCAGCCCCACGUGAGGCGACAAAUGACAGUAAUACUAAUGCCAUCAACAACGAUAACAGUGGAAAUAGGCAGACAGGCGAAACACAGAAUGUUGAAGAUGCGGAUGAAGUGGAAAUCACAGGAGAAGUUUCUCUGCGACCGGACGGACCGAUAAAUGAUGAAGCAGAAUAUAUUAAUUUAGACAACUACCAGAAUCAUCCUAAUGGAACCAUAGUUGUAGACCAUAGAGAAGGAGAUGAUGAUUUGAUGUUGAUAUCGGAACAUAUUACAGAGCCCAGGAGGCCCGUAUACCUACAACUCCCGGCAGGACAAACACUGCAGGUAGAUGCUUCAUUUAAUGAACUUCCGGUAGGUCGAUCAUUCCAAAACCAAACAUAUAACUCGUAUUUGAAUCCAAACAGACUGCGAAGACUGAGACGAAGUACUCAAAGUGCGACGGCUCUUUUCCUACCAGCCCAGAAUGAUAGCGAUGAUGAUAGCGAAAACGAUGCAGAUUACAUUCCACAAGACAUAAUAAACGAUAGAAAUCAAGCUAACAUGCGAAGGCAUCUGAGAGAACAGAGAGAAAGGCAAAUGCGUAUUGAGAGAAUGCAAAGAGUGGCUGAUGGGACAGUCGAGGCAUUGCAUCCCAACCUACGUACGCUAUUUUACGAGUCACGAAACCUUUCUGAAUUCAGGGAGGGUUUGGCGACGUUCAAUUUUCCUCCUGCACGUCUGGAACAAUUGAUGGACCAGUAUAGGGACUUUAGGGCCCGUGCAAUGCAACACUGGGCUAAUGGAAGACGCAUGACAAGAAGUAUGGCAAGUCCGAACAGAAGAAGUGCCAGAAGAAGAGGAAUGGCCCAAUACGGAGGCUUAAACGGUGACUCUCGGGACAGCAAUCUAUAUCAAGAAAUGCUAUUCGGUCUUGAGGAUGAAGAUGAAAACUAUUAUAACAGUAGUCACGAAGACGGAACGAAUUUCACCGGCGGGCCACAAGCAUUGCAAAGAAUCAUCUCAAAUACUGUCAACAGAAGGUUGGGAAAUUUGCCAUUCGGUCUCUAUGAGGAUGGAGAUGAUGCAGCUAACACCGAACUGAUUAUACGGAUGAUUCAAGAACGUGAGGAACGGGACGCAAGUUUAAGAACCAAGAAAUUAAAUGAAAACACGAAAUCGCAUCAGCAGAGGUACAUUGAUAAGGCAAACCAGUUACCAGAAGGAUACUCCGCAUCGUUCAGCACAACACCCAUGAUGAAAAUGACUUUAGAGAAAGAGGGCAAAGAGGAGCAGGUUCUUGUUACAGAUGAUGUUGCGGCAAAGACGUAUAUCGAUAUUCCUGUGUGUGCGUUAUGCGGCGUCGAGUUGGGUGUUGGAAUCCCAGACGAUUUCAAGGGCAUCGCUGAAAGCGAUAAGGGCGUUUCGUUUGAGGCCCUCCAGUCUCGCUACAAAAUUCACUGUCCGUACCAAACCUUGGCUAGGCCAACACAAGUGGACAGGGAUUUGUCUCGUAGAACGUAUAUUAGCUCGUGUGGUCACACUUUCUGCGGCCGCUGCCAAGUCCGGAUCAAAAACGCAAGAGACAUAUCUGCCAAGGAUAAGAAUAAGAUGAAAUAUACCAGAGGGCCAUCCCAUCCAGAUAACUACGGUCCCAAGAUCUGUCCUGCAGAAGGUUGCUGCAGCAAACUACGGAAUAAAGGAAUCAUGCGCGAAGUCUACUUCUGA
Kluyveromyces marxianus DMKU3-1042 is the source of this 1839-nucleotide messenger RNA. It is a transcript of the gene SLX5, whose product is annotated as SUMO-targeted ubiquitin ligase complex subunit SLX5. The record is from RefSeq and is a predicted model, not a curated record. The transcript has a single exon. Gene Ontology annotation, cellular component: SUMO-targeted ubiquitin ligase complex. NCBI's taxonomy places the organism in Eukaryota, Fungi, Ascomycota, Saccharomycetes, Saccharomycetales, Saccharomycetaceae. Gene Ontology annotation, molecular function: ubiquitin-protein transferase activity. The coding region runs from base 1 to 1839 and encodes 612 amino acids.